This is a messenger RNA of Maylandia zebra (zebra mbuna), 3730 nucleotides long. RefSeq names its product transcriptional repressor p66-alpha. Gene Ontology annotation, cellular component: NuRD complex. Gene Ontology annotation, biological process: negative regulation of transcription by RNA polymerase II. NCBI's taxonomy places the organism in Eukaryota, Metazoa, Chordata, Actinopteri, Cichliformes, Cichlidae. Gene Ontology annotation, molecular function: sequence-specific DNA binding. The record is from RefSeq and is a predicted model, not a curated record.
UGAAGUUUUUUUAGUGAGGGGAUCGAGAGGAGCCUUUUAUUCGGACUCGUCGAGAGGAGCCAGGUUUUCCUCCACCUAUCUGUGACGAUAAAGAAGCUGAUGGGCUGUUGAAAAGUAACACUUCUCCGCAGAGCCAAAGGUUGAGCACUGGGGAGGAGAAGAGGGGGGGCUCGCUCAGCCAAAAUUUCUUUUAUUUAAUGUUUCCUCAGGAGCACCGGCGAGUAAAUGUGAUGGCUGGACUUGAUUUGGUGCGGUAGAAGUCGUUUAACGAGGGGAUGUCUGAGGAGGCUGUCCGCCAGACACGCAGCCAGAAGAGGGCGCUGGAGAGGGAGGCUGCCCCACAGUCUGUAGAAACCUCCGAUGCCGACAAUGAAAGCAAAAAACCUAAACUGGACCCGUCUGAAUCGCCAACACAGACCCCAACUAAACCUAAGCCUGACCUUAUUCUGGCACAGGAUGGUCAGAGCCGGACUAGGCCCGGAUUAGAGCAUGACAAGGAGCAGGAGCAGGAUCAGAGCCCUUUGCCGUUAUCUUUAGUGUUACCCUUGACCUCCCAGCCGGUGAAGGAUGAUCGGAAUUGGUCCCAGAGACAGGAGGUGGUCGAACCCGGCUCAGACAAUCGGACUGACUGCAAUGACAAAGCAAGGGCAAUGGACACAAGGAGCCGCGUCCGGCAGGCGGAGCCAAAGGCGUCCGGCGGCAUGCUGGCCGCAGGGGAAGUAAAGGCCACUAUUAAGGUUGAAGUUCAGACAGGAGAGCAGCCCGUGGACAUGAGCACCACCAAAGGGAGUAUAAAAAGAGAGAAGCGCCCUCCAUCCCCUGAAGAUGAUGACGUCAUCAUUUUGUCAGAUAAUGACUCCCCUAGUCCACCGAUGAACGGGCUCAGCCACUUUAAAGAGCUGGACACGGACUUGCUCAUGAAGAGCAGCCCAGCUGAGAGGGAGCGUAUCAUUAAGCAGCUGAAGGAGGAGCUGAGACUGGAGGAGGCCAAGCUCGUGCUGCUGAAGAAACUGCGGCAGAGCCAAAUUCAGAGGGACACUCUGCAGAAGCCCUCAGGUUUAUCUGGCUCAUCUGCUCCUCCUCCUCUAAUUCGAGGAACAAUUGCAAGCAGUAAAGGCUCUCCACAGAUUUUGACAGGGAGGAGUUCGGGUACUGUCAUCCCUCCACCCCUGGUGAGAGGAGGGCAGCAGAUUUCGUCUAAACAUGGCUCCCAGAUCAUCAUGCCACCUCUGGUUAGAGGGGCACAGCCCAUCUCUGUGUCUCCACAGCAGAUUCAGGCUCUCCGCCAGCAGCAGCAGCAACAGCUGGCUGCCUCUGGAGGCUCGGGGUCUGGUCCUCCUCCUCUGCUGUUGGGUCCCCGGAACUCUGACGCCCAGGGCCAGAGAGGAAUGAUCCAACCAGGCCUCAUCAGAGUCGGCAGCACGCUGGCCUCUUCAUCCAGUUUGAAGGGCUCUUCCCUAGGAAGCGGUGUGUCUGUGGUGGGUCUGAAUGACUCUCCGGCAAGCCGUCAGGCUGCAGCUAAACUCGCGCUGCGGAAGCAGCUGGAGAAGACCCUCUUGGAGAUCCCUCCACCCAAGCCACCUGCCCCAGAGUUCAACUUCCUGCCCUCUGCAGCCAAUAAUGAAUUCAUCUACCUGGUGGGACUGGAAGAAGUGGUGCAGAAUCUGCUGGAUACCAUCCACAGAGGAAAAACGGGUGUAGCCCUGCCCAAGCCCACCAUCAGAGAACCUUUCAUCUGCAGCCAGUGCAACACUGACUUCACCUGCCGUUGGAGGCAGGACAAGACGAAAGGCGGGGCGGUGCUCUGUGAAGACUGCAUGUCAUCUAACCAGAAAAAGGCUUUGAAAGCUGAGCAUACCAAUAGGCUGAAAGCCGCCUUUGUCAAAGCACUGCAGCAAGAGCAAGAAAUAGAGCAGCGUAUAAUUCAGCAGACAUCUUCACCAGUCUCCCACAGUACCUCAUCAUCCGCUUCAUCUGCCUCUUCAUCACUGAAGGCAGAGCAUCUGGUGGCUCAGCAGCUGAAGCAAGUUCAGGCCAGAGUGUCCUCCCUCCAGCACCACCACCAGGCCAGCCGAGGAAACCUCAUUCAUCAUCACUCCAUCAAGCAGAGCUCACAGGGCCACCUGUCCCACGGUGUCUCAUCAGUGGGGGUGAGAGGCAUCCCCCACUCCUUUUCCUCCACCUCCCAGCUGCAGAGCGCAGUGGCGGCCGCGGCUUUGGUCAGCCGGCCAGGUAAGCACGCCCAUGUUUCCCACCGCUCUGUGCAGAGUUCAAAGGUGAGCAGCAGUGGAAUCCGCGGCCACAGGAUUAUCAGCGGAGGUAGUGCCUCAUCCACUGCAUGGAAGAAGCAGAGCAGCAGCAACACAGGAGUGACCAUGGCCUACGUGAACCCCAGCCUGACGGGUCACAAGACAUCAGCCACAGUGGACGCUCGCCAGAGGGAGUACCUGCUGGACAUGAUCCCCUCUCGCUCGUCAAUCUCGCAGACUGCAAACGCGUGGAAAUAGUCGAAGCCGUACUCUGCUACUCAUUUACUAGUUUUUUUUCCCAAGUUCCUCAGCUCCAAUAAUACGGUCCACAGCGCCCCCGCAGGACUUGUUAAGCAAUUACAAUCUCUCAAAGUGAAGAAACGUUCCUUAAUUAAUACCUUUGUAUGAUUCUUUAGUUUUGCUUAUUUUCCAAUGUUUUUUUUUUUUUCUUCUUUUGGGGUUCAUCGUUAUUUGAUAAUUGUGCAGAAACCAUUUUGAUUUGACUGGGCAGAGAAGAAAAUACUUGAAGGGCUUCCUCUGGGCUCUGUCCUCCAGACAGGGUCGUUCAAAUGAUGAUGUACGAUAGACGGUUAUGUCUGCUGCGAGUACCUUUGAUAAAAAUAAGCAUUCUGUUUGAGGCUUGUUAGCCCUUUUCUGCCAUGAUGUGGGUGAAACGCACCCAACCUUUUGACACUUGAAUAGUUGUAUCACACCCAAGAGUUCACGUUCGACAAAAUACACAUAUAUUUUAAGUAAAAGCAAAAUUACCAAGUUGUAAAAUUUUCAUUACACCACCCAUGUAGUUAAAGGUUUGAGUUUACUUUGUAUUUACCGUAAGUUAUUUUUGUGUUUUUGUUUUUUCUUUUUUUUUUUUUUUUUUCUUGGACUGAUGGUUAAGAUCACUCAGUAUAAUGUGGUUUCCACAAAUGAAGAUUAUUCUAGCUUUGUUUUUUCUUUUCUUUCUUUUUUUUCCUGUUUAACAGCAUGCCUAUCCUUAAGCCCAUUUUGCACCUUAGCUGAAGAAGCGUGGUGUCAUUGCUUAAUUCAUCUGUAAUUACCAUCUGUAAUUUGCUUAUUUUAUAUUGUCAACAUUGUAAGAUUAUUUUGAGUGUUACAUCAUCACUGAGAAAAUGCAAAACUCUGAAGGAGCUGAAUUCGCCACACUGGAGCCAGAAAUCUUGCCUCCGAUAUUUAUCCAUUGUCCACGUGAGACACGGGCUACAUGUAGCCUCGACUCAGUCCUUAAAGGAAACAUCUUCCAGCUUCCUGGAUUACACAGUUAAAGAGUUGUGUGAUCACACAAUUAAGAUUAAGACUCUGGAUUACACAAGACCAUCGUUAUCUUGUGCCCCUCACCAUAAUGCAUAAUUUCUCUGCUUUCCAGUCAUUUUAAUUGCAAUGUACAAAGUUAUGUUUAAAUUUAUUUGGUUUACUUUUUUCCUAGCUCCUGAAAUAAAUAAUAAAAAAUAUUACAUUUUAAA